AUGACGGACCAAAACUGGAAGGAUUCGUUGAACAUCCCAGAAAAGGAUACACGAGUACAGACCGAGGAUGUGCUCAACACAAAGGGAAAGAGUUUUGAAGACCUCAAUUUGAAGAGAGAGUUGUUGAUGGGCAUCUUCGAGGCUGGCUUUGAAAAGCCUUCCCCGAUUCAGGAGGAGUCCAUCCCCAUGGCGCUCGCAGGAAGAGAUAUCUUGGCCAGGGCCAAGAACGGAACGGGGAAAACGGCCUCUUUUGUGAUCCCUGCCUUGCAACUGGUCAAAUCGAAACUCAACAAGACCCAGGUAUUAAUUUUGGUGCCCACCAGAGAGUUGGCUUUGCAGACCUCCCAGGUCGUCAGAACCUUGGGUAAACACUUGGGUAUCAACUGUAUGGUCACCACCGGUGGAACCAACUUGAAAGACGAUAUUAUGAGAUUGAACGAGCCUGUCCACAUCUUAGUGGGCACUCCAGGCAGAGUCUUGGAUUUGGCCGCCAGAUCAGUGGCCGACUUUUCGGAAUGCCCCUUGUUUGUCAUGGACGAAGCGGACAAAAUGUUGUCCAGAGAGUUCAAGAGCGUCAUCGAGCAAAUCCUAUCAUUUUUUCCUCAAAAGAGACAGUCCUUAUUGUUUUCCGCUACAUUCCCCUACGUAGUCAAGUCUUUCAUGGAUAAGCACUUGACGAAGCCUUACGAGAUCAACUUGAUGGAUGAGUUGACCUUGAGAGGCAUUUCGCAGUUCUAUGCUUUUGUCGAGGAGAAGCAAAAGUUACAUUGUUUGAACACUUUAUUCUCCAAGUUGCAAAUUAAUCAGUCCAUUAUUUUCUGCAACUCCACCAACAGAGUCGAGUUGUUGGCCAAGAAGAUCACAGAGCUUGGCUACUCUUGCUACUAUUCGCACGCGAAGAUGCCUCAACAGGCUAGAAACAAGGUGUUCCACGAGUUCAGACAAGGGAAAGUCAGAAACUUGGUAUGCUCCGAUUUAUUGACCAGAGGUAUUGAUGUGCAAGCUGUCAAUGUUGUCAUCAACUUUGAUUUCCCUAAAUCGGCAGAGACAUAUUUGCACAGAAUCGGUCGUUCUGGUAGGUUUGGUCACUUGGGUUUGGCCAUCAAUUUGAUGAGCUGGAAUGAUAGAUACUCAUUGUACCAGAUCGAACAGGAGUUGGGAACUGAGAUUAAGCCAAUCCCUGCUACUAUUGACAAAUCAUUGUACGUGAACGAAAACGAAGAAUCCAUUCCCAGACCUUUUAAGCUCGAGGAGUUACCAAGAGGCAAGGAUAGAAGAGGCGGGUUUGAAUAUCAAGGCCAACCUCAGAGCCAACCACCAGCGUCUCAAUCACCACCACAGCAACACCAGCCCAGUCAAAUCCCAGCUCAAGGCCAACUUGGAGUUCAAUAUCCACAAUAUCCACAAGGAGUCCCUCCCCAGUUCAACUAUCCAAACCAGUACCAGGUUCCUCCGCAAUAUAAUGGGUAUCCUCCACAAUUUGGCGGGCAAUUUCCUGUGCAACAACAACAAUAA
Molecule: messenger RNA, 1515 nt
Organism: Metschnikowia bicuspidata var. bicuspidata NRRL YB-4993
Lineage: Eukaryota; Fungi; Ascomycota; Pichiomycetes; Serinales; Metschnikowiaceae
Gene: DHH1
Product: DExD/H-box ATP-dependent RNA helicase
Exons: 2
Coding region: 1-1515 (504 amino acids)
Biological process (GO): cytoplasmic stress granule assembly; P-body assembly
Cellular component (GO): P-body; cytoplasmic stress granule
Molecular function (GO): RNA helicase activity; ATP binding; mRNA binding
Source: RefSeq, a predicted model, not a curated record